Molecule: messenger RNA, 1406 nt
Organism: Phaedon cochleariae (mustard beetle)
Lineage: Eukaryota; Metazoa; Arthropoda; Insecta; Coleoptera; Chrysomelidae
Source: the annotation of a GenBank genome assembly
CAAAAAUGGAUUUAGAAAAGACAGUGAAAACGUGUUAUGAAACUUACAAAAUAUUCGAAGAUGUGUUGAACUCAUAUGUGUCAGAUUACUACCUAGAAGAACACUGGUCAAAAUUACCAAGUUCAUGGCAGCAAUAUUUCAUUGAUAUUGAUAUGAAACAGUUCAGCAACUUGUUAGAUUUUGAUGUACCACUGGAGGUGACACCAAAAUUACUUCCCUUGUCUGUACUGUGCUUACGAAAGUUGAUUUCUAACAAUGUUCUACCAAGGACACAAAUUGGGAAAUUUGAUUCAAAGGACAUAGUGGAUGUUCCUCAAUUUUUUUGGAAAAAUGUGAAGUUGAAGAAAAAGCAUGAAAUAUCUAUAAUGGCUCAGGCAUGCUACAAUUCUGCUGUAGAGACUAAUUGUUUCAAUAUUGUGGAUAUUGGUUCUGGCCUGGGACAUCUCAGUAGAUUGAUGUCUUACCAGUAUGGUUUCAAAGUAUGUACUUUUGAGGCUGAUGAAGCUCUUUCAAGUUCAGCUGAAGAAUUGGACAGAAAAUUAGAGAAAAUGCUGCAUAAAAGAGGAAUGAACCUGGGGAGAAAAUUUGACACCACCCAUAUAAAUCAAAUGAUAUCUGCUGAAUUAGGAACAUAUAAUUUUAUUAAGCUAGUUAAGAAUGCUUUUGGAUAUCAACAUGACAUGAAAUUUGGCUUAGUAGGUUUACAUCCCUGUGGAGAUCUUGGCUCCACACUUCUACAUCUCUAUAAAGAAUGUCCAAAUAUAGUUUUCCUUAAUAUGGCUAGCUGUUGUUAUAUGAAACUGACUUUAGAACCAUCUGCACAAGCUGGUUUUCCUCUCAGUUCUUACUGUGAAAACAUGAAUAUCAGGUUGUCUUACCUGUCUUGUGAAAUUGCAUGUCAUGCUAUUGAAAAUUAUGUGGAGAAAUUGAAAAAUCCUGUAGAUUCUUCUGAGUUGAAGAUUCAUGCUUACAGAGCUGGACUUGAACAGCUUUUGGUAAACAAUGAUCCACAAUUGAGACAUUCUAAGAUAUGUAGUGCUAAAUACAAGGAAGGUUUGAGUUUUCAGGCAUAUGUGAAAAAAGUUACUGAAAAUUUGGGUGUAUCACUUGAUGAUAGUAUUAUUACUGAUUCUGAGGAUAUGAUUGAAGGAACUUGGGAAAAGGUUGUUGCAUUUUAUUCUCUUCGUUUGUUUCUAGCACCACUGGUUGAGACAAUAAUUUUGUUAGAUAGGUUUUUGUAUCUAAAUGAAUGUAGUAGUGAAUGUGAUAUCUUACCUUUGUUUGAUUGCAGAAUAUCACCUAGGAAUCAAGUGCUAAUCGCAAGAAAAAUAAAUAAUAGUUGACUAACACAGUGUUGAUUAUUUUCCUCAUUAGUAAAUUUAAAUAACAUUUAAAUUCAAAUUCCG